GUUGAUGUAGAACGUAUAUCUCUAUUGGAGAGAGACCUAGCCUCUACCACGGAACAAAAAGAUCAACUUGAGCAGAUCUUAGUAGAGAGCAACACUAUGCUACAAAGAGUCACACAGUCCAUUGAAGGCAUUAGUACUCCGACUGAUCUCUUCUUCAAUGAGCCAGAGAAGUUAAGAUGGCUCGCUGGAUAUCUCAGUGAUAGUGAAAUUUCAAAGACACAAAUUGAACAAGAACUGAGGAGUGUAAACGACGAAGCCAGUUCAUUGGCCAGCAAAUUGUCCGAAGCCCAGGCAGUGAUAAAAUCACUUGAAGAUGCCUUAUCGGUUGUAGAAAAAAGCAGGUCUGAUCUCUUGGAUGAGAAGAAAGAACUUGAGGUUUCCAAGGCUCUCUUGGAGGAAGAGCUGCAGAAGGAAAAAGAGAAAGCUUCUUCAUAUACAAGCAAGUAUGACGAGCUUCUUGUGAGUUCAAAAGCACUUGAAGAUGCUCUGUCAAUAACAGAGGACAAUGUUUCCAGGUUAACGAACGAGAGAGAUGUAGCGGUAGAAGGCAAAUCUCUUGCUGAAGAGCAACUAAAUAAAUUAAAGGAGAUGCUUUCUGUCAAUGUUAAAAAACUGGACGACGCCGACAAAAUUAUCCAGUCCCUUGAAGAUGAAUUGUCUCAGGCACAGAAGAAUGCGUCGCUACUUGUUGAAGAAAACAGUAAAGUUCAAACUGGCCAAGCUGAUUUGGAUGGUGAGAUAAAGAGAAUUAGAGAAGAAGCUGACUUGCUUGCUACUAAGCUUGCUGAAUCCUCCGUAACAAAAUCGCUUGAGGGAGAAUUACUAAAUUCACAGAAUAACAUGGCAGAUCUGGUUCGGGAAAAAGAAAAUGCUGAGAAAGAGAUAAAUUCACUUACCUCUAAACUGGAAUCUUGUAUGGAAGAGUUAUCUGGCAACCAAAGUAGCAUACAGAGUCGGAGUUUAGAGCUCUCUGGUCAGUUUGACAGACUUCAGUUACUUCUAAAAGAUGAUACGCUUUCAACCUUGCUUGGGCAAUGUUUCCAGAGAAAAUUUGAGAGCCUAAAGAGCUUAGAUUUUCUAAUUAAAGAGAUCUGGAACUGUUCCCUGGAGAUGGACUCUGAUAUGCCGCAAAACAGUCCUAUCGUGAAGGAUGAUUCGCUCCUUUCAACUACUUUCCCGUCUAACACUGAUAUUGCUCCAAACUUGGAAUUGUUGAAUGAUGAGGGAAAUGCAGUCGAUGGUGAGAGCAUGUUUGACAUUGAGAACAUGGUGAAAAGAUAUCACGUGAGAAGCAAAAUUCUGGCUGAUAAUUUCAAUAAGUUGUCCGCACUUUUUGAUGAAUCUAUGGAUGCUAUGUUGAGAGGGUUAAACUUAAGGAAGGACGAAAUAGUCAAUGCCAUGAAAUAUACAUCCUCUCUCAAAGAUCAAGUCAAGGAAAUUGAAACAGAUAAGAAGAGACAGGAGGAUACUAUAGUGUCACUGGAACGUGAUAUCAGAAGUUUGGUGUCUGCUUGUACUGAUGCCACUCAUGGAUUGGAGUUGAAUAAUAAGGAAGUUGUGUCCAAGCUGAUAUCUAUUGAUGAAUUGGUAAACCUAGAUGGCAGAAUUCCCAUGGAUUCGGAAGCAGAUAUUGAUGAUGAAGAGAUAACACUUGCUACUGACCAUGUAAAGACGGCUCAGAAGCUAAUACUUGCUGCGAGACGGAAUCAAGAUCUUGGUAUGGUGUUUCAGGAUGCUAUAAGUAAGUUGAUGGAUAUGACAGGGAAUAUGCAGAACAAACUGAAGGCUCAGAAGACUUCCGAUGAAAUCUUGGAAGAGAGAGAUCUAUACAAAGAUAAAAUCUUGAAAUUGGAGACUGAUCUGAAAGUACAGCAAAGCUUGCAUACUGAGAUGACUAUCAAACUAGAAGAUAUGCAGAGCAUAGAAGCAGAAUUGUCUUCUUCAUUAUCCAAAUUUCGUGAUAGAGAAGCAGAAUUGUCUUCUUCCUUAUCCAAAUUCCACGAACUGGAGGAGACUUUAUCGGCAUCUCAAGUUAAAUCCGUUCUUGAUAAAAUAAAACUGAUCAAUGUACCUGAUGGUGCAUUUGUGUUCGGAGAUUCAGAUAAGUCAGCCAGUGUAAGAAAGCUGUUCUAUGUGAUAGAUAGUUUUAGUGACUAUAUGGAGAAGGUAAGCUCGCUAUCUCAUCAGAAUGGAGAGCUUCACUCAACCAUUGAUAAGCAGAUACUCGACAUUGAACAGCUGAAGAGGCAAGUCGAAGAGCAUGCAUCCAAUGAGAAAAAUUCCGAUAAGCUGAACAAGUUGUUAGAGCUGGAAUCAGGUUUACAGCUUAUUGCGAAGAAGCUGGGUGCCGGUGAUGUGAUGGAUGAUUCCAAAGUAAAUGGGGAAUUAUGGCUCCUUCCCUUGCUCGAAAAACUAGUUGUAGCCGUGAUGCACGAAUCUGAAACUUUGAAGCUAAAAAAUGAAGAUCUUAGUGCUAAACUGCUCGGGGCCCAAAAGGCUGUGGAUGAUUUGUCGAACAAGGUUAAAUUACUAGAAGAGACUAGUAAAUCGAGAGCCAUUCUACCAGAGAUAGACCGGGAAAGAGGAAAAUCCAUAGCUUCCUUGUCUACUCAGACGGAGAUAGCAGAAAUGCAAGAUGUGGAAGGACUUGGCAACAGCAACAACAGUCCUGUUUCAUCUGCUGCCCAUGUGCGCCCAUUGAGGAAGGGUUCUGGCGAUCACCUUGCUAUCAAUAUCGAAUCUGAGUCCGAACGGUUGAUUAAUGAUAAGGGACGCGAGGAAGAUAAAGGUCAUGCAUUCAAGCCGUUGGUUACUUCUGGUAUGAUUCCUAGACAGGGGAGAACAGUUGCAGAUCGCAUUGAUGGAUUCUGGGUGAACGGGAGUCGAGCUUUGAUGAGUCAUCCGAGAGGAAGGUUAGGAGUCAUUGCGUACUGGCUCGUCUUACAUAUUUGGUUAUUCGGCACAUUAUUGUGACAAGCAAGGAAGCAAAGCAUACAGCAGUGAUUGUAGGAUAGAUUAUAAGUUGUUGUUUAUGUUAGACACUUUCCUAUAUGUAAAUGUAAAUGUUCCAUCACUCACUCUCCCAAUUUGUUUCUCUGCAAUCGAAUAUUAGGGAUUCAGAGAUUUUAGCCCAGAAAUUGUUCUUGCUUCAGUCAGGGAAUAAAUUUGGUGUUUCAGAAUGAAUGAAGCAUACGUAAUUAUUGA
Messenger RNA from Salvia splendens (bonfire salvia), 3204 nucleotides. Its product is annotated as myosin-4-like. The record is from RefSeq and is a predicted model, not a curated record. NCBI's taxonomy places the organism in Eukaryota, Viridiplantae, Streptophyta, Magnoliopsida, Lamiales, Lamiaceae.